AACCCACUAGCCGCGGGGAGAGAGAGUUGGUCCCUUCGAUCUUCUUCUCUCCGGCUUUGUGGAUGAAGAUGAGCCCUACGUAAGCUUUGAACCAAGGAAAGAGAAUAAACCCUGAUCCCCAAAAUCAUGUCUCUCUCGCUUUUCUCGCAUGUCUCUACCUCUCUCUCCUUCAAUGUUUCCGUCAUUACCGCUUCUAAUUCGUCUCUCCGUCCUCUCCCCUGUAUAUAUCACCACAAAGGCACGCAUGGAACGGCAUCGACUUGGGUUUUCCGCGGUUUCAGAGGCUCGGUGAGCUUCGGAAUGAAUUCCAUGGCCGAAAAGAGGCAAUUGGGUUUCUGGGUUUCUGAUGUAUGUAGGUAUGGUAGGAGAAGUAACAGUAAUGGAGGUGAUUUUGAUGAUGCGGAUGAAGGCGAAGAAGAGGAGAACGAUGUAGUUGGUGAUGAGAGCGAAGAAGAUGAGGAAGAGAUCGAAGGCGGAGAUGUUUCUUCCUCUUCCUCGCCUGAGAGAUGGGAUGUUUUGGGUCUCGGACAAGCCAUGGUAGACUUUUCCGGUGUUGUGGACGAUGGAUUUCUAGCGAAACUGGGUUUAGAGAAGGGGACGAGGAAAGUUGUGAAUCACGAGGAAAGGGGUAAAGUAUUGCAAGCAAUGGAUGGAUGUAGCUAUAAGGCGGCGGCUGGAGGGUCUUUAUCAAAUACUCUUGUGGCAUUGGCUAGAUUAGGUGGCCGGUCUGUCGCCUUUAAAUGUAGUGAUGGCCCUCCUUUAAAUGUAGCGAUGGCAGGAAGUAUAGGAGGCGACCCUUUGGGCAGCUUUUACAGGACUAAAUUACUUCGAGCCAAUGUAAAUUUUCUUUCUGCGCCAAUCAAGGAUGGAACGACAGGAACAGUGAUAGUUCUUACAACCCCCGAUGCACAACGUACUAUGCUUGCGUAUCAGGGAACAUCUUCAGCUGUUAAUUAUGAUUCUUGUUUGGCUAGUUUAAUAUCCAAGACAAGCAUAUUUGUUGUGGAAGGCUACUUGUUUGAAUUGCCCGAUACGAUAAGGACCAUAACAAAAGCAUGCCAAGAAGCUCGUAGAUGCGGAGCCCUUGUUGCCGUGACAGCGUCAGACGUAUCUUGCAUAGAGAGGCACUACGAUGAUUUCUGGAACAUCGUGGGUAACUACGCAGACAUUGUGUUUGCAAAUAGUGACGAGGCGAGAGCUUUCUGUGAUUUCUCCCCCGAGGAAAGUCCCAUCUCGGCCACGAGGUACCUAAGCCACUUUGUCCCGUUUGUUUCCGUAACCGAUGGCCACAAAGGGUCAUACAUCGGCGUAAGAGGAGAGGCCAUAUAUAUACCGCCUUUUCCGUGUGUGCCCGUUGAUACUUGCGGGGCUGGAGAUGCGUAUGCGUCGGGAAUCCUAUACGGUAUACUAAGAGGGGUUUCUGAGCUAAAGGGGAUGGGAAACUUAGCCGCUAGAACCGCGGCCACGGUAGUUGGACAGCAAGGGACGAGGCUGCGGGUUCAGGACGCUGUCCAGCUCGCUCAGUCUUACACAUUCCAUUCGAACAGCUCGGGCGUACGGAAAGACGUCGGGUCUGAUCCGAUCUCGAGCUUGUGAUCGGUGGCCGUGGCCGUGUAAUGGCUUUAUUCUUUCGUCUACUUGGUGUUUGGUCAUUUGUUAUCAAUGUUAUAAUCUCACUCAAUGUAGAUUGGGAAUAGUCACUCCCCCAUUAUGUAAGCAGAGAGAAUGUAGUUCUAUAAGCUUAGGUUCUCUUUUUUAAAUUUUUUUUAUUUAACUAGUAGUGGGGUGUUUGUUUCAAUUCAAUUUUUAUCCGUUCUUUUA
This is a messenger RNA of Tarenaya hassleriana, 1821 nucleotides long. RefSeq lists its product as uncharacterized. NCBI's taxonomy places the organism in Eukaryota, Viridiplantae, Streptophyta, Magnoliopsida, Brassicales, Cleomaceae. The transcript has 5 exons. The record is from RefSeq and is a predicted model, not a curated record. Gene Ontology annotation, molecular function: kinase activity. Bases 127 to 1596 code for a protein of 489 amino acids.